AUGGCUACACCACCUGCUCCAAUUAGCCAAUUAAAUAUUCUGAUAAUUGGUGAUAGCGGAACUGGUAAAAGUUCUUAUAUCAAAAGACUUCAACAACAAGCAUUCUCUCAUGAUACUACUAGAACUAAAGAAUGUGAUAUUCUUACAAUAAAAUUAAAAACUAAUCAAGGUGCUGAUAUUUCAAUAAAAAUAUUUAAUAUUGCUGGUUCACAACGAGGAAAAACAAAAAUAAACGAAUAUUUUAAGAACAUAGAUGGAUGCAUCAUUAUGUUUGAUUUAUCUCGUCCAGAGACAUAUGAUAAUGUAUUAGGAUGGCAUAAUGACAUUCGAAAUGUAAAUAAAUCAGAUGAUUUGCAAUGGAUGCUUUUAGCAAAUAAAUGUGAUCUUGAGAAAAGCCAAGAAUCUGAUUAUGCCAUAGGUAGUAUGAAAGAUUACUGUCAAAUGCUUGGUUCUUGUUGUUCUUUUGAAACAUCAAAUAAAGAAAAUAUCAAUAUUGAAAAAUCGUUGAAAACGUUGAUCGACGAAAUAAUUAAACGAAAAAAACCGUCAAUAUCGAUACCACUCGAAAACGAGAAACGAGAAUAUCGAUUCAAAGUUUUAGUUAUUGGUGAACGUAAUACUGGCAAAACAGCGAUUAUAAAUCGCUACACAAAAAAUACUUUUUCAGGAACCUAUCGCACUACCAUUGGUGCUGAUUUAGCUGUUCAAAAGAUUCAAUACGAUCCCAAUACUAUUGUUCAUCUUCAUAUUUGGGAUAUCGCCGGUGAAGAACGAUUUGGAGGUAUGACUCAAUUAUUUUACAAAGACGCAGCUGGCUGUCUUAUCGUGUUUGAUAUAACUACACCAGUAAGCUUAACGAACAGUGCAGCAAAAUGGAAAGAUGAUUUUGAUAAAAAACUUGAUAUUCAUGAGAAUAAUCAAGUGCCAUGUAUACUUAUUGGCAAUAAAUGUGAUUUAAAAAGAGACGGUACUGACAUCAAUGAAGAUUUUAUAAAUGAAUUUUCUCGUAGACAUCAAUUCACUGAUUACUUAGCAACAUCCGCCAAAAAUAACAUCAACAUUAAAGAAGCUUUUUCAAUUCUUCUCGGCAAAGUAAAAUGA
Messenger RNA from Adineta steineri, 1101 nucleotides. The record is from the annotation of a GenBank genome assembly. NCBI's taxonomy places the organism in Eukaryota, Metazoa, Rotifera, Eurotatoria, Adinetida, Adinetidae.